UACACUUCGAUUUCAAAGUUUUGAUCUUUUUUUCAGUUUCAAACGGCAAAGGCCUAAGAUUUUGAUACAUUUUUUUUGUUUUGUUUUAUAUAUUGGGUUUCAAUGUACUUUGCUUCUUCUGGGCUUCAAUGUACCUGGAAAAGUAAUUGCCCAGUGAUGAACAUCAUAGUGGAAAAGGGUUUCUGAUGUUUAAGGUUUUAUCAUUUGUUGAUUUCAUUGUGAAUAUUUUAAUUCGCUUUAUUCAAUUUUUAUUUUAUUUUAUUUUAUUUUCUGGGGUCUAGUUCUUGAGCGGUUUCUUCUACAGUUAAAGUUGGCUCCUUCGUUUGGGUGGAAGAUCCAGAGGAGGCAUGGUUAGAUGGAGAAGUUAUUGAGGUUAAUGGAGAUGAUAUUAAGGUCCGAUGUACCUCAGGGAAGAUGUUUCUCAUCUUUUCUUCAGGUGGUUGUCAAAGUUUCAAAGGCAUAUCCGAAAGAUAUGGAAGUUCCACCUUCUGGAGUGGCCGACAUGACAACGCUAGCAUAUCUACAUGAACCAGGGGUCCUACAGAAUCUUAAAUCAAGAUAUUACAUAGACGACAUUUAUACUUACACAGGAGAUAUUUUGAUUGCGGUGAACCCUUUUAAACAAGUAGAGAACCUUUACAAUGACCAUAUGAUUGCACUCUACAAAGGAGCUCCCUUUGGAUCAUUGAUGCCUCAUCCGUUUGCAGUUGCGGAUGCAGCUUACAGACAAAUGAUUAAUGAGGGUGUUAGUCAAUCAAUCUUGGUAAGUGGUGAAAGUGGAGCAGGGAAGACUGAGACUGCUAAAACGCUUAUGAAAUAUCUGGCUAAAAUGGGAGGUCGAGCUGUCAAUGAUCUCUCGACCAGAAGGAGGAGUGUUGAAGAUCAAGUUUUGGAGUCAAAUCCUGUUUUAGAAGCAUUUGGGAAUGCAAAGACCGUCAGAAACAACAAUUCAAGUCGAUUUGGUAAAUUCGUGGAGAUUCAGUUCGAUCAAAGGGGAAGGAUAUCAGGAGCUGCCAUCAAGACUUAUUUGUUAGAGAGAUCAAGGGUGUGCCAAGUGUCAGAUUAUGAGAGAAACUAUCACUGCUUUUACAUGCUUUGUGCUGCACCACCUGAGGACACUAGAAAACUUAAGCUAGAGGAUCCAACAACAUACCGUUAUCUGAAUCAGUCUCGUUGUAUUAAGUUAGAGGGGAUGGAUGAUUCGAAAGAGUAUACUAAAACCCGAGAAGCAAUGAGCAUUGUCGGGAUAAGCUCAGAGGAGCAGGAAGCGAUAUUUCGAAUUUUGGCGGCUAUUCUUCAUCUAGGUAACAUAGAAUUUACCAACGGAGAAGAAACAGACUCGUCAGUUCCAAAAGACAAGAAGUCACUGAAGAUUGCGGCUGAGCUUUUCAUGUGUGAUGAGCAAGCACUGGAAGAUUCUCUUUGCAAACGUGUAAUGGUGACACCUGAAGAAACACUUUCCAGAUGUCUGGAUCCUGAAUCUGCAGCAUUGAGCAGAGAUGCUUUGGCAAAAUUUUUAUACUCAAGAUUGUUUGAUUGGAUUGUUAACAAGAUCAAUAAUUCAAUUGGGCAAGAUCCUGACUCGAAAAACAUGAUCGGAGUGCUUGAUAUUUAUGGAUUCGAGAGUUUCAAGACAAACAGCUUUGAACAAUUUUGCAUCAAUUUGACCAAUGAGAAACUUCAGUUCCACUUUAAUGAGCACGUCUUAAAAAUGGAACAAGAUGAGUACAAGAAAGAAGAAAUUGAGUGGAACCACAUCGAUUUCCCAGAUAAUCGAUAUGUUUUGGAACUUAUUGAGAAGAAACCUGGUGGUAUAAUUGCUCUUCUGGAUGAGGCUUGCAUGUUCCCAAGAUCAACGCAUGAAACAUUUUCUCAAAAGAUGUAUGAAACAUUCAAAAAGAACGAGUACUUCCGCAAGCCAAAAUUAGCUCGUACUGACUUCACAGUUUGCCACUACGCCGGUGAUGUCACUUAUCAGACCGAACAGUUUCUGGAAAAGAACAAAGAUUAUGUUGUUGCUGAGCAUCAGGCUCUUCUGGGUGCUUCUAGUUGCACUUUUAUUGCAGGUCUAUUUCCUCUUCAAAUGGAAGAUGCUAGCAAACAGUCAAAGUUUUCUUCUGUAGCUUCACAAUUUAAGCAACAAUUGGCAUUAUUGAUUGAACGUCUCAGUACUACUGAACCUCGCUAUAUUCGUUGCGUUAAGCCCAAUAAUCUUCUGAAGCCUUCUAUCUUUGAGAACCAAAAUGUCCUGCAACAGCUACGUUGUGGGGGUAUGAUGGAGGCAAUUGAGAUUUGUCGUGCUGGAUAUCCUACACGAAAACGUUUUGAUGAAUUCCUGGACAGAUUUAGUAUCCUAGCUUCUCUUACUUUGGAUAAGAGUUAUGAUGAGAAAGCAGCCUGCAAGAAACUUCUGGAGGCAGUUGGACUCGAAGGAUACCAGAUUGGAAAGACGAAGGUUCUCCUCAUGGCUGGACAGAUGGCUGAGUUAGAUGCUCGGAGGACUGAGGUCUUAGGAAGAGCUGCCAGAAUUAUACAGUGGAAAUUCCGCUCCUACCUUGUCAUCAAAUCUGCAAUAAAUAUGCAGGCUGUGGGCAGAGGUCAUCUUGCUCGACAUAGAUUUGAGGACAUGCGCAGAAAAGAAGCGGCUGCUUUGAAGAUCCAGAGAGCUUUGCGGAUCUACCUUGAGAGGCGUACUUACAUAGAAGCUAUUGUUACAGUUCAGUCAUGUUUGCGCGGCAUGGCUGCUCGCAAUGCACUACGAAAGAAGACCAAGGCCACACUUGUUAUUCAGAUUCAUUGCCGUAGAUUCCUGGCCGAGACGCACUACAAGAAGCUGAAGAAAGCAGCGGUUACUACACAAAGUGCAUGGAGAGCAAGGCUAGCCCGUAAAGAACUGCGAGAGCUUAAGAUGGCUGCAAAAGAAACUGGAGCCCUACAAGCUGCCAAGAGCAAGCUUGAGGAGCAAGUGGAAGAUCUCAAGUUGACACUGGAGCUAGAGAAACGCAUGAGGGUGGACGUGGAAGAAAGUAAAACACAAGAAAAUGCGAAACUGCAAUUGGCAUUGCAGGAAGUACAAGACCAGCUCAAGGAAACCAAAGUGUCUCUCUUAAAGGAAGUGGAAGCUGCGAAAAAGACUGCAGAAAUGGUUACUGUGGUAAAGGAGGUUCCUAUUGUUGACACUGAGCUAGUGGAGAAACUCAAGAGUGAAAACGAAAACCUCAAGUCCAUGGUAACUUCGCUGGAGCAGAAGAUAGAUGAAACAGAGAAAAAAUUCAAGGAGACGACCAAAAUUAGCGAGGAGAGACUGAAGCAGGUUUUAGAAGCUGAAAGCAAGGCUUUGGAAGCUGAAAGCAAAAUCGUUGAUUUGAAGACAGCCAUGGACAACUUUUUCUUCAUUUGCAGACUCCAAAAGAUGUUAGAGGAUGUAAAAAACGAAAAUCAAGUUUUGAAGCAAUCUGUCUCAAGCACACCUGUUGAGACAGCAUCAGAAACUUUCCCUUCUACUCCAGUAAAGAACCUGCAAAAUGUCCACCAUCCUAGCGAAGAAAAUGCGUCUCUGCAGGGAAAUAUGUUUACCACACCAGCAAGGAUUCAAGGACCGAGGGGAUCCCGUUUUGAUCCUCGACAUGAGGAUGUGGAUGCCCUGAUCAACUGUGUCACAAAAAGUGUUGGAUUCAGUCAGGGGAAGCCUGUAGCGGCAUUUACCAUCUACAGAUGUCUUCUUCAUUGGAAGUCUUUUGAAGCAGAAAGAACCAAUUUGUUUGAUCGUCUUGUUCAAAUGAUUGGUUCUGCUAUUAAGAAUGAAGAAGAAGAAGAAAACGCUAGUUUGGCAUAUUGGUUAUCCAAUACAUCGACCUUACUGUUCAUGCUCCAACAAAGCUUGAAAUCUGGUGGAACCGGGGAUAAUACUCCACUUCGAAACUCACCUUCCUUGGUCUGGUGGAUGACCAAGGGUUUCCGUUCUCCAGCGGCUGAAGCGAUUAGGCCGGUUGAUGCCAAGGUUCCAGCUCUGCAUUUCAAGCAGCAGCUUGCAGCCUAUGUUGAAAACAUUAUUGGGAUUAUCUGGGAUAACCUGAAAACGGAGCUGAACACUUUCCUUACUCUCUGCAUCCAGGCACCAAUUACGUUUAAGGGGAAUGAACUGAUAUCUGAUAGCACUGCUAAACACUGGGAAGGGAUUACUGAAGCCUUAAAUGCACUGCUAACCACACUUAAAGAUAACUUUGUUCCUCCGGUUCUUAUCCAGACUAUAUUCUCUCAGGCUUUCUCACUCAUCAAUGUCCAACUGUUUAACAGCCUUGUCACCCGACGAGAUAACUGUUCAUUUAUCAAUGGAGAAUAUGCAAAAUCUGGUUUAGAUAAGUUAGAGAAAUGGUGCUCCGAAACAAAUGAAGAGUAUGCUGGCUCAUCGUGGGAUGUACUAAAACAUACCAGACAAGCUGUUGGAUUCCUGCUCAUCCACAAGAAAGAUAGAAUCUCAUACGAAGAUAUUGCAAAUGAUCUGUGUCCAAUCCUUAGCAUACAGCAGCAUUUCAGACUGUGUACUCUGUACAAGGAUGAAAUCUACAACACAGAAAGUGUUGAUCAAAAGGUGAUCGAAAGCAUGGAAAAAGUUAUGAUACUGAUAGACAUCAGCGACUUCUUGUUAAAAGAUGAUUCUAGCAACAGCAUGUCCAUGUUGAUCGAUGACUUAUCAAGUUCGAUGCAAGAUAAGGACUUUUCCCAAGUGAAACCUGCCGAGGAACUUGUGGAGAACCCAUCUUUCGUUUUCUUGCAGUAGUGCAAGUCAUAGAAACCAAAACUGCCCCCUUCAACAAAAAAAUAUAGGAGGAAGAAUCUCAGAGAUAAUGGCUGAAGAAUUUUUUAAGAUUCGCCAGUUUGUUUAUUUGUUUCUCAUUACAUAUCUCUCUCUAGUUAUCCCAGAGAGCUUAAUUAUAUAACUUGUUUUGCUGGGAGAAAACAAAAGACAUGGUCAGUUCUUGUUGGUGUUGUGCAGUUUUUCUUAUCUAUUUUCCUUUUUUAUCUAAUUUUAUAAGUUUUAUUUCA
This is a messenger RNA of Brassica napus (rape), 5046 nucleotides long. Its product is annotated as myosin-13. NCBI's taxonomy places the organism in Eukaryota, Viridiplantae, Streptophyta, Magnoliopsida, Brassicales, Brassicaceae. Gene Ontology annotation, biological process: actin filament organization; vesicle transport along actin filament. The transcript is spliced from 37 exons. Gene Ontology annotation, cellular component: myosin complex; vesicle; actin cytoskeleton. The record is from RefSeq and is a predicted model, not a curated record. The coding region runs from base 356 to 4780 and encodes 1474 amino acids. Gene Ontology annotation, molecular function: microfilament motor activity; actin filament binding; ATP binding.